Molecule: messenger RNA, 1065 nt
Organism: Sphenostylis stenocarpa
Lineage: Eukaryota; Viridiplantae; Streptophyta; Magnoliopsida; Fabales; Fabaceae
Source: the annotation of a GenBank genome assembly
AUGGCCAUCUCAAGCACUCAUCACGCUCUACUCCUCUCUUCACCAGGAAUGGGUCACAUAAUCCCUGCCCUGGAACUUGCCAAGCGUUUAGUCACUCACCAAAUCAUUCCCAAACUCACCUUCUUCUACACUUCAAUAAAAAACUCCACUCCCUCCAAAGCUGAAACCCUCGUUUUCCAAUCAGCCAUCAAGGAAAACCUCUUUGACCUAAUCCAUCUCCCCCCUCUUGACCUCAGCAACAAAGUUGAUCCCCAUGCUUCCAUUAAUAGCAAAAUAGCAAUCUUAAUGCAUGAACUCCCACUUCUCUUUGUGUCCACAAUCUCCACCAUAAACCUCAACCCUACCAUCAUCAUCACCGAUUUCAUGUUAUGUCAAAUUCUACCUCUUGUUCUAAAUCUAAACAUACCCAUGUUUGCUUUUGUGCCAUCCAAUGCAUGGUUCCUUGCACUUUGUCUUCACACCCCCACAUUGGAUAAACAAAUACAAGGAGAAUAUGUCAAUGAGAUCAAUCCAAUCUCAAUCCCUGGUUGCAAAUCCAUACACCCCCAUGACAUAUUCCACGUGUUGAAAGACAGGACACAUAGGUUAUACCGUGAAUUUGUUGGCGUAUGUGAAGGGGCAGCACUGGCUAAUGGGAUCAUUGUGAACACCUUUCAUGAGUUGGAACCUAAGACCCUCGAAGCACUUGGUAGUGGUCAAAUUACCAAGGUGCCCGUGUACCCAGUUGGGCCAAUAGUGAGGGAACCAAGCCCAAGCCCAAGCCCAAGCCCAAGCCCGAGUAGUGAUGAGGGAAACAGAAGUGAAAUUGUUGAGUGGCUAAACAAGCAAGAAGAAGAGUCGGUGGUAUAUGUAUCACUUGGGAGUGGAUACAGUAUGCCGUGUGAAGAAAUCAAAGAGAUGGCUUUGGGGUUGGAACUAAGUGGAAACAAAUUUGUUUGGUCUGUGCGUCCAACUGUCACCAAAGCCGGCCAUGAUCAUUAUUUCACGGCAGGUGAGUGGUACAAAGUCACUAAACUUUUAAUAUUUUCAAACAUGUUUGGUAGUUGGCUUUCCAUAAAUAUGUAG